AUGUACAAGGCUGGCUCGUUCUUCAGGGAUCAUGCGGACAACGACGUCGAACCGGAACGAGACAAUGGCAGGACUUUUACCUUCAUCUACAUCCUGCGAAGCCCCUGUCAAAUGCGCAUGUCUGCGUUGAACAAGACGGCCAAGGCGACCACUCUAAACCUGCAGCCGAACUCCAUGCUAAUAUUCAAAAGUAGAAGGUUCAAGUACGAAAUUCCAAAGGAAGAUCACAAACGAGUCAUGAUCUACUACUGGUGCCAUGGCAUGAACGACGUAUGA
Molecule: messenger RNA, 276 nt
Organism: Gregarina niphandrodes
Lineage: Eukaryota; Apicomplexa; Conoidasida; Eugregarinorida; Gregarinidae
Exons: 1
Coding region: 1-276 (91 amino acids)
Source: RefSeq, a predicted model, not a curated record